GAGGCGCGCGCGAGGCGGAGAGGCCGCGUCGACUCGGGGUCGGAAUUAAAUGUCAGACGCGGUCGUUCAACCCCGACUUCGCGGAGCACUUGGAAACCCUCGUCGGCGGACCGUGUUGCGCGUGCGGCAUUACGCACACCCACGCGCACGUACUCGAGCAGUGUCGCUCUUAAGCGAGGAGCACCUGCGGCUAUUUUUUGCGAGGCUCCGCGCGCUUCUUCGCCUCCGCAAUGAAGCUCCUCGUGUUGUUGCUGUCGCUGCGGUAGAGAGGGACAGGGGAGUCAGCCCGCGACAAAGAGACAAGGCUACGCACUUUCGGAUAAAGAAGGAAAAGCCUUGUUAUGCUGCCAGAGGAUAUUUAGUAUCUGGAUAUACGAGUAAGCGGUAGUUCAAAUUUGAACUAAUAUAAUUGUGGAAGCCUACAUGGAUACAGUUCAACAGGCUGAGAUUUCGAUAGUGCAUUGUAGGGCUUUGGUUACUCUAUUUUCUUAUGUUAGAUUUAAUGGAGCAUUGUCGUUAGAAACGUGAUAAGUCAGGCAAGGAUCAAAGGACGUACAAGAAUAUUCAACCAUAUUGUAUGCUAUACAACAAAAAAAGAUGUUAAGAGCAUUUGAUCUAGGUUGUUCCAUCUUUAUUGGAUGUGUAUAUUGUAAAAUAGAAAUUAAUUAAUAUUACAUAUAAAACCACGAUGAAAAAAGCUGCAAAUGCAGCUAUUAGGAUCAAUUCCUUACAUAUGAAUAAAGGAAAAGUAAAAGCUAUGGAUGGUAUAAAUAAGCUUAUGCCAUCAUCUAAUGGUGGAUACAAAAACACCGAAAUGUAUACAACGGAAUUUGAAAUCAAUGAAACUCCACCUAGCGCCCGUACUUUAUUAACGAAAGGUUAUAUACAAGAUGAAAUUAACUCGUUCUCAGGUGCAACGGUAUCGACACGUGGGCGUUUUAUGACAGAACAAGAAAAAGUACGUUGUCCGCACGAGCGUCCUCUUUAUUUAUACAUACAUGGGCAUUCGAAACAUAAUAUUGAUUUGGCUGUUAAAAAAAUUAAUGAUAUCAUUAAGACCGAACACAGAAGUUCUUUAAAUAGGCCGAGUCGAUUUACAAAUGCACCUCCACCAUUAAUGAGCUUACAUUCAGGAGUUCCAUCUGUGGAAAAAAUUUGUGUUGGUAUUGAAAAUGCACCGCAAGGUUUCGAUUUACGCGGUCGCAUUAUUGGCGCAGGUGGUGCAAAUUUAUUAUACAUUAGAGGUGAAACAGGUGCUACAGUUACAUUAAGAGGACGUGGUUCUCAAUUUGUUGAUCCAGCCUUAGGAUCUGAAUCUCCAGAACCCCUUCAUUUAUGUAUAGAACAUCCAAAUCACGUUGCGUUACAAAACGCAAAGCAAUUAGCUAUUAAUUUAAUUCAAACUAUGCAGUCAGAAUUACAGUCGUAUAUUCAACAACAACCUCCACCAGUUCAAUCCCAACAAGUGAUACAACAACCUUCUAUUCAGCAAAUACAACAAGCCCAAUUUCAAACUAUGAAUCUAGGUACAUUAGGUCAGCCAAAUGUUGUAACAAUUCAUCAAGAUAUGAUACAACAUCCUCAAAGUAGCGUAGUUAGCCUGCCAGCUACUAUACUUACAGCCACGGUCGCCGGCGCACCAGGACCAGGACCAGGACCACUUCCUCCGUCUGGUGUUCAUGUACCAGCUCCUGCAGGCCCACUGCCACCUUCAGAUCAGCCACAAGAAAUACAAACUUUUGUCCCACCACCAACGGUCGGCCAAGUUCAAUUAAUUGGACCACCACCAGGAAUGAAUCAAGUUCAAUAUCAGAUACAUCCUGGUCAGCCACUACAGAUUCAAGGAAUGCCACCGCCUGGAUCACAAAAUUCCCCUCAACCAAUGACCCAAAUGUACGUAAUGAGUCAGCCACCGCCACAAAAUUUCAUGAGCAGUAGUGCAUCCAUCAAUGGUGCUGUCUCUUAUGUGUAUUCUCAACCAAGGCCAACUACCCCAUCCCAGAAUAUCAUCGAAACUGUCAAUGUCAAUUUGCAACAGCCACCGCCUUCUGGCCCAAUGAAUAUGAAUCAACAACCGCCACCACCCCCUCCAUCGUUGUUACAUCUACACUUCCCACCCCCGUUUCCGCCAAAUCAACCACCGCCACCCAUUUCGCAAACGUAUCAGAUCCAGUACCAACCAGUGCAGACGACCGUGGCUCAGGGUCAAGCGCAGUUUGUUAUUCAACACGGUGAACACGGCGCACCGCCUCAGCAACUCCAGCAGAACCACGAACCGCCGCCUCAGGGAAUGGCGCCCCCACCGCCGCCGCCACCCCCACAGCACAUGGCCCCGCAGUUCGAGGGUCAGCCACCCCCGCCGCAAAUGCAAAUGCAUGCACCACCGCCUGUAUCGCAAGGCUACAUGGUGCCGACGUCUCAAGCCAUGUCGGAGCACAAUCAGCAACCACCUCUGCCACCUGGAAGCGAGAUGCAGCAUCCUCAGGAAGGUCCAGUCGAUCAAGGAAUGCCACCUCAGCCAGUUCCUCCACCUCAAAUGGUUCCUCCGCCAUCUGUCAAUCAAAUUCAACAUUCCAUGAAUAUAAUAACGAGUGUUCCACCACCAUCUCAUCCACCGCCACAAGCAGCUCCAUGGCUCUAUCAAGGCCAACCAUUGCCACAACCACCACAAGGUCAAAUGCAGGUGCAGAUGCCUCCUACUAGUGUGCCACAUCAUGGUGUACCGCCACCAGAAAUGCAGCCGCAGCUACAAUAUCACGCACAACAAGUACAUUAUCAAAAUGGCCAAAUGCAAUCACAAAUGCAUUUCGCUGUUCAACCGCCACAACCGCAUUUUGAUCAAAACUCCGAUAUACCAGACCAUCACAAGGGACAAGGAGUAAAGAGAAGAUUUUCAGACGUUGAAGGAACACCGGAACCUCUAAUACAUCAACUAAAUAGGCCGUUGACACAACGUCAUGGUACUGGCAGAGAAGGUGAGCAACAGCAGCACAUGAUGCACGGACCACCAGGAGCUGGUUCGAGUCUUCCACUGGGCGAUCGCGGCGGCGGCGGCGGCAAGCAGCUGCUAAUGCCACCUCCGUAUCCAGAUGAAAGACGCAAUAUGGAUCAACCAUUUACCGGUCAUAAUCCAGGAUGCGAGCAGCCGAUGAACGGCGAGCACGGACGGAAUGUCGGCCCACCCCCGGGCUCCCAUCCUUUAGGACUACCCCCCCAGACACCUUGGCAGGCUCACUUCGCCCGCUUCCCCCCAAAUAGACCGCCGCCAAUGCCUCGCGACAACGAGCAGCAUCACAUGUCUUAUCACGGGGCGCCGCCGCCUCCAAUCAAUCUACCUCCGCCACAGUUGAGACUUGUUCAGGGGUCCGAUGGGAGUCGAUCACCUAGUCAAGGUGCGUUACCAGAGCAUCCGGUGAGCGCCGGCCACGAGUUCAAUCACUUUCCACCUUACACGGGCAUGAAGCCACCCGUGCCACCCCCUACAGCGUUACCGCUUGUUCAAUCGAUUUGCAAUCCCCCGCCGCCACCCCCGUCGCCGCCCACUUACACUCAAUCGCGGCAACAGCAACAACAACAGCAACAGCAGCAACAGCAGCAGCAGCAACAUCACCAUCAUCACCACCACCACCACCAUCAUCCUCGAGGUCCACCUAUACAGCGCUACCAUCAUCAUCAACAACAUCAGGUGCCGGUUUCGCAGAGUCUGCAGUCGCCGGUCACUUCUGCGCCUCCUUGGAUGAACUAACUUAAUUAGCAUUACGACAGAGGUCAAACGAACUAAGACAAAGAGCCAGACAUGGGCGCACG
This is a messenger RNA of Ceratosolen solmsi marchali, 3807 nucleotides long. RefSeq names its product extensin. The coding region runs from base 689 to 3745 and encodes 1018 amino acids. Lineage: Eukaryota; Metazoa; Arthropoda; Insecta; Hymenoptera; Agaonidae. The transcript has 18 exons. The record is from RefSeq and is a predicted model, not a curated record. Gene Ontology annotation, cellular component: nucleus. Gene Ontology annotation, molecular function: RNA binding.